Molecule: messenger RNA, 1876 nt
Organism: Ciona intestinalis (vase tunicate)
Lineage: Eukaryota; Metazoa; Chordata; Ascidiacea; Phlebobranchia; Cionidae
Source: RefSeq, a predicted model, not a curated record
CAAACAGCACGAAAUUCCAACUGUGAAUUCAAGUUUUGUCCUAACACAAUUUCGUUGGAAAUAAUGUUUAAAUAAGAGUGAAAAAGUUCUAAUUUGAAAGGUUUAGCAUAAUUUAUAAAUGAAUUUCAUUCCCUGUUAGUUGAGGUAACUACAAAUUUGUAAAUGGCCUCUUCAGGCCAGGAAACCAAACUAGUUAUUAACCAGCACUACGACGAAAGUUUGGAUGUGAACGAUUCAGAGGAAGUAGCCAGCCUGUACACACCUACACCUAGAAAACCGUCUCCGGGAAUUGUGACGCCAGAAAGGCCAAUAGAACGAGGCGGCCCUGCACCACCACCACUGAACAGAAUGUCUUCUCAGCAAAGUCCAUCAGACGAUUUAGAUUUUGAUGAGCAAGAGCAUUUGGGAGAAGGGCAGAUGGAUCGGAAGCUCUCACAACCGCCACCUAGCGGUAAAAAUAUUGAUUUAAACGAGGAAUCGGAAGACAGUGACGUUUCAUCAGAUGAUGAAGAUGAAGAUGAUGAUAAUAUGGUUGGAUUAGAAGGGGCCUAUGAUCCUGCAGAUUACGAGCACCUCACUGUGAGCCAAGAGAUCAAAGAGCUCUUUCAAUACAUAACCCGUUACACACCACAGUCUAUUGAGUUGGAACAUAAACUUAAACCUUUUAACCCAGAUUUCAUUCCUGCAGUUGGUGACAUUGAUGCUUUCUUAAAAGUACCCAGACCAGAUAACAAACCAGUAACUCUGGGGUUAACUGUUCUUGAUGAGCCGUGUGCAAAGCAGUCUGACCCCACAGUCCUUGACCUUCAAUUAAGAAGCAUUUCAAAGACUUCCGGCGUUCGUGCCAUGCAAGUAAGAAGUGUUAAAGAUGCUGAUCGAAAUCCCAAAGCAAUUGAUACCUGGGUUGAGAGCAUGGCUGAUCUUCAUCGCUCUAAACCUCCUCCAAAUGUCCACUACUCGAAGAGCAUGCCUGAGAUUGAUCACCUGAUGCAGGAAUGGCCAAGAGAGGUGGAAGAGCUUCUUCAAAAGAUUAGUCUCCCAACAGCACAGUUAGAUUGUGAUUUACCAAAAUAUUGUGACAUAAUCUGCAGCUUACUAGACAUCCCAGUUUACAAAAACCGAAUCCAGUCUCUUCAUGUUCUUUUUUCAUUGUAUUCCGCAUUCAAGCAAAUGCAGCAUUUUCAAACUGAUAAUGUACAAGAAGAUGACCAGAAUCAGGGCGAGCCUGAAGUUUUAAAUUUUGAAUAAGUUCAACAACCGGUUGUGAUGUUAUCUUUACUUCAACUGCAUAAGUAAGCAGUGAUGUUGGUCAAAGUUUGGCACCAGCACUUUCAUAUUUAUUCUAUACAUGCUGCUUGCUUGUUUUUUUUGGGAUGGUCAGUAAACAUUGCGCAAUAAUCUAAGUUUUGUUCAUGCUGUAUAGAAGUUAUUUCAUUUCCGAAAUAUCAUAAUAAAUGAACUUAGACAAAUAAAAUAUACAAAAAAAAACUAUUUUCAUUUCCGAAAUGUCAUAAUGAAUGAACUUAGACAAAUAAAAUAUAUAAAAAAACUAUUAAGAUAACAAAAUGGCGUACAUACAAAGCAUAUUAAUGUGGGGAAUGUUGUGUGGUUGGGGUCCAGCAAAUCGGAUUCUAUGCUCGGAUUGAUGCUGUCACCAUUAAAGGCGUUUGUAUUUUUAGGGAGGAAGUUUAACUGUGUUUUCUCCAACCUAUUACUCCAUUAGCCACUAUUGGGUUACUCAAGUUGUCAACCAUACAGAAAGUAUAUUUUUUACAACUUUGGACGUGGAGAAACUACAUUUGUUUGAUAUAUAAUACAUACUGAGUAGUCCUAAAGGAACUAAAAACAAAGUGAAACCCAGAAAUACAGUACCUCA